AUGAAUACCGCAUUCCAAAAGGCGCUGCAAGAAAUCGCGCAGAUUAUUACCCAAGUCGCCAACGGAGAUUUACGGACAAAGGUCCCCGUCAAUCCAUUGGAAACGGACUCCGAUAUUAUCACGUUCAAGGUCACGAUGAACACCAUGCUCGACCAACUGCGAGUUUUCGCAAGUGAGGUAUCAAGGGUGGCAUGGGAAGUAGGAACUGAAGGUCUUCUUGGUGGCCAGGCCGAAGUGGCUGGAAUGCACGGGGUAUGGAAAGAGGUCACCGACAACGUCAACACGAUGGCACUAAACUUGACGAACCAAGUUCGCGAAAUCGCAACAGUUACGACGGCGGUAGCCCACGGGGACCUGCGUCAGAAAAUCGAAAGGACGGCCAGGGGUGAAAUAUUCCAGCUGCAGGACACAAUCAAUACCAUGGUAGACCAGCUGCGACAAUUUGCCACGGAAGUGAGCCGUGUUGCGCGCGAUGUGGGUAUUGAAGGCGUUCUCGGCGGCCAGGCCCAGGUAUUUGGCACUCAAGGGCUGUGGAAUGAGCUGACAGCGAACGUCAACGCAAUGGCCAACAACCUAACGACGCAGGUUCGUGAUAUAAAAACUGUCACCACCGCAGUUGCCAAUGGAGACCUCACGCAGAAAGUACAAGCAGACUGUAAAGGGGAGAUCAUGGCUUUGAAGAAUAUUAUCAACUCCAUGGUGGACCAACUCCGACAGUUUGCCCAGGAGGUUACCAAAAUUGCAAGGGAAGUCGGGACAGAUGGUGCCCUAGGGGGACAGGCAACGGUCCAUGGAGUUGAGGGCGUGUGGAAGGAUCUCACAGAAAGUGUUAACAGAAUGGCAAUGAACCUGACGAACCAGGUUCGGGAGAUUGCAGAUGUAACCACGGCGGUUGCUCGGGGUGAUCUUACCAAGCAUAUCACAGCAAACGUGAAUGGGGAGAUUCUAGGCCUCAAGGAAACUAUCAACGGGAUGGUGGACCAGUUGAACCAGUUUGCCUUCGAAGUUUGCAAAGUGGCUCGAGAAGUUGGUGUGGGCGGAACCCUUGGAGGCCAGGCAGUGGUUGCCAAUGUGGAGGGGCAGUGGAAGGUGCUGACGGACAAUGUUAACAUGAUGGCAGACAAUCUAACAUCACAAGUACGAGCCUUUGGGCAGAUCACCAAUGCGGCCACUGAUGGUGACUUCAGCAAGUUAAUUACUGUGAGCGCGUCGGGUGAAAUGGACGAACUGAAGCAAAAGAUCAAUAAGAUGAUAUCUAGCUUGCGUGACAGCCUCCAGCGCAACACCGCAGCUAAAGAGGCGGCAGAGUUUGCCAACCAGAGUAAAUCGGAAUUUCUGGCGAAUAUGAGCCAUGAGAUUCGGACGCCAAUGAAUGGGAUCAUUGGAAUGACCCAACUAGCUCUGGAUACGGAUGAUCUCGCACCCCCCACCAGAGAGAUGUUGAAUGUGGUCCAUAACCUCGGGGAUAGCCUGUUAGUAAUUAUUGAUGAUAUCCUGGACAUCUCAAAAAUUGAAGCCAAUCAUUUGAAGAUUGAGGCUGUUCCAUUCAGUCUAGGGCAAACUAUUUUCAAAGCGCUCAAAAUUCUCGCGGUUGAAGCCAGCGAACGAGGCCUCCAGCUCACAUACCGUAUUAACAGCUCAGUUCCUGACUAUAUCGUUGGAGAUGCCUUCCGUCUGAGGCAGAUCAUCCUCAACCUAAUUGGGAAUGCUAUAAAAUUUACCGAGGCUGGUGAGAUCCAGCUCACGAUUAGCGAGGGAAACCCUUCCGGCUCUCCAUAUACGUACAUGCUGCAAUUCUCCGUUUCAGACACCGGGAUCGGGAUCGAUAGGAGUAAAUUGGACGUGAUUUUCGACAAGUUUCAGCAAGCAGAUGGUUCCAUGACGAGAAAAUUUGGCGGUACUGGUCUUGGCUUAUCUAUCUCAAAGAAGCUGGUCAAUUUAAUGGGAGGGGAUAUUUGGGUCUCAUCGGCCGUAGGCGUAGGGAGCACCUUCCACUUCACAUGCGCCUUUUCGUCUCUGAAUCCACCGAUCACAGAUAUUCUAAAUAAGCUUACGCCUUUUAACAGCUGUCGAGUCCUGUUCGUCGAAAUCCCCAGCGGGAGCAACAAUCAGGAUUCGGAGGUAAUCAAACAGGCCUUACUCAAGUUUGGUCUCCACAUUGAUACCGUGCAUCUAACAGAUGCUGCUUCGGUUCCUGGAGCCCUGAUUUCGCACUUCCAAGAUCCAUGCUGGCAGUAUGAUGCCUUGCUGGUCCAAUCGACAGAAUGUAUACCUCAUUUCCGAGACUUUGAUAAGUUCAAAGCUCUCCCCGUCGUUCUGGUUUGCCCCGUGCUGUCGGUGUGUAUGAACUCCGCAUUAGAUUUGGGUAUCACAUCAUACGUGACGACGCCCUGUCGCCCAGUUGAUCUCGUUAACGGUAUACUUCCUGCUCUCGAGAGCCGACCUUCACGCAAUAAAUCGGAGCAAACACGUCCCUUAGUCAUCUUACUUGCUGAAGACAAUGAGGUCAAUCAAAGAGUCGCCCGCAAGGUAUUGGAAAAGUACCACCAUAAUGUCACUGUUGUAGGAAAUGGACAGGAAGCCCUAGACGAGGUGCGACGCAAACAAUACGAUGUUGUUUUGAUGGACGUUCAAAUGCCUGUCAUGGGUGGAUUUGAGUCGACAGUCAGAAUUCGGGAGUAUGAGAGAGUCCAUAAUCUUCCACACACCCCUAUCAUCGCCCUCACCGCUCAUGCAAUGUUCGGUGAUCGAGAAAAAUGCAUCACAUCUGGAAUGGAUGACUACCUUCCAAAGCCGCUUAAUCAGAGUCAAAUGAUGGAAAUGGUUCACAAAUAUGGUGCUCGAGAUGGCUUCUGUUGA
Molecule: messenger RNA, 2859 nt
Organism: Aspergillus tanneri
Lineage: Eukaryota; Fungi; Ascomycota; Eurotiomycetes; Eurotiales; Aspergillaceae
Product: histidine kinase osmosensor
Exons: 1
Coding region: 1-2859 (952 amino acids)
Biological process (GO): phosphorylation; cellular hyperosmotic response; phosphorelay signal transduction system
Cellular component (GO): membrane
Molecular function (GO): phosphorelay sensor kinase activity
Source: RefSeq, a predicted model, not a curated record